AUGGCAAAGCGAACCAAUUAUUUUAACGGUUGCGUAGUAGCCUUCUCCGGUAAUUUUAAGGCGGGUACUCACACUCACCUAGGCGAACUGGUACGAGAAAACGGUGGUGAAGUAGUCUCUGGUGUGAACAAGACAACUACUCACCUAGUGACCACCAAGGAUCACGUUGACAAACCUAGUUCCAAGGUUAAGAAUGCUCAAAAGCAAGGGGAUGGAACGCAUAUAGUGACUUGGGACUGGGUGGUUAAGUCUAUCGAAAAUAAAUCCAAACUUGCAGAAUCAGAAUAUUUUCCCGGGAAUGUUAACGAUUCAACUACGGCGACCGAAGCAAAUAUUUCAAAUAAGAGUGAUACAGCAGUGGCAAGUGCUUCGACUGACGUUGAAAUGAAGGACGUUGAAAAUAAGGCUGGAACCACGAAAGCUCAGGUGAAUGCAAAAGAAGCUGAGUCAGCCCAGAAAAUAGGUCGUCAACUUCGAAAAAGGACGCCUGCUAAUCAAUCGAAAGAGUUGAAAGCGAACAAAGCUGCCGAUGUUGCUGCUCCUUCGGUUGUUGACAAUGACGCUAAGAAGGUGGAUGCUAAAGAUGACGUAGUUGAAAAUAAUGAGGGUGGAACAGAAAAAGAAUCCGCGGAAAAAGCGAUACCAAUUAAGAAACGCGGUCGCAAGAUUAAAGAAUCCUUGAAUGAUAAUCAUGUCACGGAGGUUACUAAGAUGGAUCACUCAUCUGAUGAGAAAACAAGCAAAGGGGCCACUUCUGAAGAAAAAACCAAACCCGCGACAACUCGCAAACGUGUGCGAAAGGCCAAUAAUAAUUCAUCGGAUAGUGAUUAUCCUGUCGUGCAAAUUGAUUCAAAUUCUACCACUAAAACGAAUAAUGCACGAGAUGACGCAAAUGAAGACGAUUCUAAUACCGGAAAGGCUAAAACAACCACAAGGCGA
This is a messenger RNA of Ambispora leptoticha, 939 nucleotides long. NCBI's taxonomy places the organism in Eukaryota, Fungi, Glomeromycota, Glomeromycetes, Archaeosporales, Ambisporaceae. The record is from the annotation of a GenBank genome assembly.